UGUCCAAUCACCGACCGUUCCUCAACACGACCCAGCCCACGGCGAGGAGAAAAAAUACGUUACAUCCACAGCUUUGUUGAUAGUCGAAAAUUUGACGAUUUUCAUUAGUAAAAGCUACAUAAGUUAUUCGCGGAGGAUUUUUACUCUUUGUGGGUUUAUGAAAGUGUUAUUACCUGUCAUCAUCACCAUCUCAGGAUCCAUGUCUUUUUUGCGUUGGGUGUCAGAGAAACUCAGUGUGGAAAGCCUGAGGGAUCUGGAGUUAUUUGGAGAGCAAACUCAGGCAAGCCCGCUAAGGAAAGCCCAUGAGGACAGUCGGGAGUCUCUGAACCCCCUCCCUCACAGGGACACCAUGGGAAGCUUUCUUCCAGACAGCAGUGCCUAUGAGCUGCGCAAUGUCAUAGGUAGAGGUCUGGAGUCCUUGAUGACAGUCAAUCUUGCCGUGUACAAACCCACAGGAGAGUAUGUAGCCAUCCGGCGCAUUGACCUCGAUUCAUGUGCCAAUGACAUGGUCAGUUACUUACAGGGAGAGCUCCGUGUGUCUAAGCUGUUCCACCACCCCUGUAUCCUCCCGUACAAGAGUGUCUUCAUAGCUGAGAAUGAACUGUGGGUCAUCACACCCUUCAUGGCCUAUGGAUCAGCACGAGAUUUGAUCAUUACACACUUUACUGAUGGCUUAAAUGAGCAGACGAUUGCAUACAUUCUGCUGGGUGUGCUGAGAGCUCUGGAGUACAUUCAUCAGAUGGGCUACGUUCACCGCAGUGUGAAGGCAAGCCACAUCCUGAUUUCAGCAGAUGGACAGAUGUUUCUGUCUGGUCUUAGGAGUAUCUUCAGCUUGAUCCGUCAUGGUCAGAGAGCUCGUGUUGUGCAUGAUUUCCCUCAGUACAGUGUUAAAGUUCUGCCGUGGCUCAGCCCUGAGGUUCUGCAGCAGAAUCUUCAGGGAUAUGACUUCCGCUCAGACAUUUACAGUUUGGGUAUCACUGCAUGUGAGUUAGCUAAUGGACAUGUGCCCUUUAAAGACAUGCCUGCUACACAGAUGUUGUUAGAGAAGCUGAACGGUACAGUCCCCUGCCUGCUGGACACCACCACCAUCCCGCCUGAAGAGCUGAGCAUGAAGCCGUCUCGCUCGGGGGCUGACUCUGGGAUCUGCGAGGGCCCCGGCGCUGGUGGAGCUCGACACACAAACGGGGAGCCCUCGUCCUCCUCUGGGGGAAACCCGUACAGCCGUACAUUCAGUUCUCACUUUCAUGCCUUUGUGGAACUGUGUCUACAGAGAGAUCCUGAGAAAAGACCCUCUGCCAGCUCUCUAAUAGGCCAUUCCUUCUUUAAACAGAUCAAGCGGAGACCAUCUGAAGCUCUUCCUGAGCUCCUACGUCCAGUUUCUCCAAUCAGCAGCCUCGACAGCAUGCAGCAUCAGGAUUCACCCACCGGACUGGCCAGUCUGGAGUCGGAUCUCAGCCAGCUGGAUGUGGACGACUGGGACUUUUGACACUGGGUGGAUGAGGCAUGAGGAGGUCGAUGAAUUGGAGGGAAAAGGUGAUUUUUUUUGUUUUGUUUUGUUUUUAAGUUGUGUAAGACUCUUAAUGAAAAAUGGGGGAAAUGUUUUUGUUUGCUUUUUUCAUUUUAAAGGAAGAAAAAGGGAAGGCCUGUAUUAUGUAUGAGUGUGAUAUUGACAUUGCAAAGAGCUUCAAAGAAGCUUAUAAGACACUCCAGAAUGCUUUCUUAUUGUCCUUUGUGAUUUGUGUACGUCACUAAAAGUACAAGGAAAACAUAAAAGGAGAAAUGAAAAGCCAGCAGCCACCACAGCCUUGCUAAUGCAUCGAGAAGCAUGAACUGAAGCCCGAGGCAAUGCACCGCACACCCCUCAAACAUUUCGGUUACUCUUACAGACUGGCCAUGUGAUGAAUGGCGAUCGUUUGAGGCUACCGACAUGUGUUCUGUCCAUUUCAACUCAACUAAUGACACUCUAUGAAUGUCUGCCAGGUCACAGCAACCGUUUUACAGUUCAGUUCUCAUGUCUCCAUGUAGACCUGUCCAACUAAGCGUAAAGAGCUCUUAGUAAGAGUCAACAUAAACACAGCAGCGUCCAGUUAAUGGACGGAUUGUGGGAGAGUUUCUUCAUCCCCCUUGCAUGAAAGGAAAUAUGCUGGAAGAGAACAUUUAAAUUUUGGCCUGCUUUCUUGGACAAUUAUUGGUUUAAAAUAUUACUUCUGUUGUAUUGUUUGCUGAGAUUAAGGUGUCUUUGGCAUGUGUUACAGAAGGAAGUACUUCAAUGGACCGUCUGUGUAUUUUCAGUAUAUUUACCUCCUGGUCAAAUGGAAUAAAUGUUGCAUCCGCACAAAUGUCA
Molecule: messenger RNA, 2344 nt
Organism: Danio rerio (zebrafish)
Lineage: Eukaryota; Metazoa; Chordata; Actinopteri; Cypriniformes; Danionidae
Source: RefSeq, a predicted model, not a curated record